Messenger RNA from Arachis ipaensis, 1585 nucleotides. RefSeq lists its product as uncharacterized. The record is from RefSeq and is a predicted model, not a curated record. Gene Ontology annotation, biological process: DNA-templated transcription elongation; transcription elongation-coupled chromatin remodeling. Lineage: Eukaryota; Viridiplantae; Streptophyta; Magnoliopsida; Fabales; Fabaceae.
CAAGACAUAAUUUGAAUAAAGCCUGACAUAGCCAAAAUGAUUCAUUAAGGAAUGAUAUCUAUCAUUUAGAUUAACUUAGUUUGUGUAGAAGUUUCUCUCCUCAAAGGAAGGAGAAGGUUUAGUAGUAGUAUCAAUAAUUUUUUGGCUAAUGAAUUUUUGUGUAGCUAAAAGAUCUUGUUAAUUUGUUAUUAUUUUGGCUAGGGUGGAAUUCUUGUACAGUAUUAAGCCCUAAACAACAUUGCUGGUUGAUGAAAUGGAAAGACAAAAUGUAUACAUUCCAUCUGUCAAUGAGAAAAAGAGGUUGAAAAAUGGUUCCCUGUCUGAAAAACCAAAACCCCUGUUCCCAGGAUGCCUUUUUUUGCGAUGUGUACUGAACAAGGAGCUGCAUGACUAUAUAAGAGAGGUUGAUGGUAUUGGAGGUUUCCUUGGUUCCAGGGUUGGAAGCAUAAAGAGACAGAUUAACAGACCAAGGCCGGUUGCUGAUGAAGAUAUCAAAACAGUCUUCAGGCAGGCAAAAGAAGAACAAGAAAAAGCUGAUCAAGCAUUUGAGGAACAAGAGCGUGGUGCAGUCCAAAACUCUGGGAUUCCCAAUACGGAGUUAGAACCUGAUGAAGUUUCUGAUGCUUCUGUUGAGUCUAAGCCUAAAAGACGAUCCAGAAAAACUUCUGACCAGCUCAGUGUUCCAGGUAGCAAGCUCUUUGUUCCAGGUUCUACUGUUAGGGUUGUAUCUGGAACAUUUUCAGGUUUUACCGGCACUCUCAAGAAGCUGAAUCGCAAAACCAAAAUGGCCACUGUACAUUUUACACUAUUUGGGAAGGAGAACAUAGCAGAUAUAGAUGUCAGUGAAAUUGUUCCAGAGACUAAUUGAUGCUUGUAAGUUCUGCGCCGUAUUUGAAAUGCUAUGCAUCACAUUUUCUGCUGUUCAUAAUAGUGUUAGUAGAUAGCUUCGGAUCGUUGAAAUUGGAAGGGAAAAUAAAAAGCUUUAUAGAGUUACUGGAUGCUCUCUCAGCCUUCUCCAUUUAUGGUUAAGCUGAAUUUUUGAAGAUAUUCAUUCUUACCUAGUAGUCUAGCAUUGACUUGUGUUGUGAGUCAUGCAUUGCGGAUGUUAAGCAAUCAGCUACCUUAGUAAGAUUAAGACGACAUUAUGGGAAGCUGCUGUCAGAAGUGUCAUGCUCAAUUAACGAAAUACAACUUUUGAAGCCUGAACUGAGACCCGAGGGACAAAAAUCAAAGGUAACGGUUACGAUAUGCUUUAGCCAUUGCUAAUAGAAGUUUCACGACUGAGUCGCUCAUAGUUCUGUUCUGUUGAAGGGAAUUGAUAUCUUGGAUAGACUUGGUUAUUAUUUAAGUUAUAAGGCAAUAGGCAUGAUUGUGUUUGUGAUGUAAGUUUUAUAACACAGAUUUUGAUAUGAUAGCAGUUUUUCUUCUCAAUAAUGUACAUGCUAAGUGAAUUUGUUUUCUCCUCCUUUUUCUUCCAAAGUACCUUUCGCUCAGUGCAAUUUCCCAGCACUUCUGUGUAUUAACUGUUGCAAGUAAUUAAGAUACACCAUCAUUUGCUGGAUUGUCUAAUGUGAUGAGCAUUUGU